GUCUACGGUAAGCUCCUCUUUGAGGGCGAGGCGUUAGCACCGUUAGCUUUUGUUCGUAGAACGAUGGUGAUUCGUUCGGACGUCUGUGAGGUUUGUGGACAGAAAGGACGAUACGUGGUUCGGUUCCGAACAAUCCUCUUUAGCUAAAGUGUCGUAAAUGAGUGAAUGCGUGUUGAACGUAAAGACAACGUGGCUGUGAUUGUGAGACUAGCAGAUGAUCGGAGCUGCUGCUGUUCAGAGGACUUUGGUGUUUGUUGGAGCUGAAGAUCUUUUGCAGCUGCAGGAACAAUGUCUUCAGAACCUCAGGAAGAUUCUGACAGAGGACAUCUUUCUGCUGCUGAAGGAACCAUCGUCCAGAACCAGGAGGAGCUCUGCGGUCAGAGCAGAAUGAUGGAUUCCAACUGGAACCCGCAGCUUCAACUGCAUGUUGUAGUCCUCCCUCAGUUUGUAACUGAAGAGGAAGAUCUCUACAGCCAGCAGAGGAUUUUUGGAGUGAGACAGAAGGAACAAGAACCUGCACAUAUUAAAGAGGAGCAGGAGGAACAAGAACCUCCACACAUUAAAGAGGAACAGGAUGAACCAGAACCAUCACAGAUUAAAGAGGAGCAGGAUGAACCAGAACCAUCACAGAUUAAAGAGGAGCAGGAUGAACCAGAACCAUCACAGAUUAAAGGGGAACAGAAGGAACAAGAACCUCCACAUAUUAAAGAGGAGCAGGAGGAACAAGAACCUCCACACAUUAAAGAGGAACAGGAGGAUCCAGAACCUCCACAAAUUAAAGAGGAACAAGAACGGUUCUGCAUCAGUCAGGAUGAGGAACAACUUCAUCUGAAGCAGGAGACUGAAACAUUGAUGGAGAUUCCUAUUUUUAAGGAAAAUGAGAACAAUGAAGGAGAUCUAAACAAUCAGCAGAGCUUUAAUGCAGAAGAAGAUGAAGAAGGAAGCCAACACGAAGAACUAACUAUAGACAAAGAGGCAGAUGCACAGAACAGAGAUCAGAGGAAGAGAAAAGACAGAAUUCAUGUCCACAGUGUGGACAGCUCUCACAUAUCAGAAAGUCAAUGUGACUCUGUUGUUAGAAAAAACACUAAGAAAGCAACUUUAGUUAAGAAACGCAAACAAUCCCCACACAAAAAGAUACUUUCUUCUAUAGAGGCGGGUGAAAGCUCAGGAAUUGUUAGUAAUCUCUUUCCCUACUCAAAAACUGAGUGUGAUGGCAGACUUUAUUUCUGUCCAGAAUGCAGUAAAAGUUUUGGUUACUGGUCUGAGUUUAGAAUUCACAAGUUAACUCACACAGGAGAUAAGCCUUUUUCUUGUAAAGAAUGUGAUAAAAGUUUUACUGCUUCUUAUGAUCUUAAAAUACACUUGAGAACUCAUACAGGAGAGAAGCCUUUUUCUUGUAAUGAAUGCAAUUUUAGUUGUAGUCGUGCAUCUAAUCUGAAAUCACACAUGAGAACUCACACUGGAGAAAAGCCUUUUUCCUGUACAAAAUGUGAUAAAACUUUUACUCAAUUAUAUAGUGUCAAAUCCCACAUGAGAACUCAUACAGGAGAGAAGCCCUUUUUUUGUAAAGAAUGUGAUACAAGUUUUAGUCGUGCAUCUUAUCUCAAAUCACACAUGAGAACUCACACAGGAGAAAAGCCUUUUUCUUGUAAAGAAUGUGAUAAAAGUUUUAGUGGAAUGUCUAGCCUCAAAAGACACAUGAUAACUCACACUGGAGAGAAGCAAUUUUUUUGUAAAGAAUGUGAUUCAAGUUUUAGUCGUGCACCUUAUCUCAAAUCGCACAUGAGAACUCACACAGGAGAAAAGCCCUUUUCUUGUAAAGAAUGUGGUACAAGUUUUAGUCGUGGAUCUAGUCUAAAAAUACACAUGAGAACUCAUACAGGAGAAAAGCCCUUUUCUUGUACAGAAUGUGAAAAAAGUUAUAGUCGUGGAUGUAGUCUUAAAAUACACAUACAAACUCACAAAGGAGAAAGGCCCUUUUCUUGUACAGAAUGUGAAAAAAGUUAUAGCAGUGCAUCUCAUCUCAAAACACACAUGAUAACUCAUACAGAAUAGAAGACAUUUUCUUAUAAAAAUUGUGAUAAAAGAUUUAGUCAAAUAUCUAGUCUCAAGUCACAGAUUAGAACUCAUGUGUGAUUUCUCAGAAAAGAUGUUUUAGUCAAAAAAAAAUUUAAAGGCCAUUGUGUGGAAACACUUUGAAUUUUGUAAAGUGGUGACCAUACAGUGUGGUAGAAUGUUCUUAUAAUGUUCUGAAUCACACUGGUUAAAGUUUUUGCUAAAGAGGUUCUGCAUCAAUCUUAUGUCAGUGAAACGGAUGGUUUAAAAUGAACCAAAAUCUAAAGUGAAACAAAUCGACAACUACAAAUAUCAAAUCGUUGUUAAAAAUGAAUCAUUACACCCCCAAUGUAAACAGAGCCACAGGCUGAUGGCCUCCAUACUGAGCAUAUUGAUGUAGUAAUUCAGUUAAAAGAAGUCAGGCGUUAGUAUAGAAAACAAAGAAAUGAAGAGUUUUCUGACAGGUGCUGCAAACAUCUUUCUUCUUCUUCUUUGAUAUUCUUAUUUUUAAGAUACUUCUAAAUGUUUUUAACAUCUAUUAACUGCAAUUAUCAAGAUCCUUAGAAUAAAGGAUUUAUAUAUUUCAAUGUAUGUAUAUUAUUCUAUACAAUGAGUCUCACUGUUUAAAAUGUUUGAUUAAAAAAUGUCACAUUUUUAAAAAAAAAAUAUUCUUAAAGAUGAACCAGUACAUAUAAAUGUGUUGUAUUUAAUCACCAUAGUUUAAUCUUCAUCUUUUAAAUUGUUUCAUUUUGGUUCUAACUCAUGCUGAUACAAUGUGCAUGUUGUCUAAGCCUUUGUUACUAUGACAGCACUGGAAAUAUUUUGUUUGCAUCUUUAAUUGUAAUACUUUUUAUGAGAUUGGUAAACAUUUCAUUGUAGUUUUAGAAAGGUAUUGACUGGAGUUGAUAUUUUUUGCGGCAUAUAAGCAAUUUCUUUAGGAAAGGAUUUUUCCAAAAUGGCGACGUGUGUUUCUAUCUUGUGUUCAAGUGAUUCCUGUUUAGAAUCAGAUAUUAGAAGUGUUUCUCUGCUCUUUUUAGUUGUCAGUGUUCUGUUCCAGCCUUUCCUGUGAAGAAUAAAGUGGACGUGAACAUCAGUCAGAAGUGUGGAGUCCUUUCUGCUGUUUGUUGGUUCUCUGCAGAUUCCAAAGCUGGACUCCUCAAGUCCAAUUCUGACUGCUGAACUCAGGACUGAGCUCAGAUCACAGAGCUCCAUCAGGAAGUGUGAAGAAGACUGAAGUCGGCAAACUGCUUCUCUGGUUUUCUCAUCAGUCCGAGUGCAGCAGCGAGCUCAAAAGAAACCUUCAAACUUUGUACUUGUGAAGGUUGGCCAAAGGUGGACCCUCAGCAUUUAUGAAAAGCUGUUGGUGGACUCAAGAACCACAGGGAGACGGGCAUCUUUAGAGCUCUGAUCCCUUUUUUAAUUUCAACCGCAGGCAACGUGACAUGGCAGCCCAAAAACAACCCCUCCAAACUUUACAAAAAAACACCACUUAUAUACAAUUCAGACCAUUCAGACCAUACCAUAAACUUAGAAGUAGGGCCAACUGCCUGACCAAAUGUAAACAGUGAGUGUAAAACCAAUGGGUAAAAUGAGAUGUUUAACUAACCAUAAAGUGACUGGGAAAACUAAUAAUUAAUAAGAAACUAAAUGCAUGAUCAAACCAACAAUAAGGAACAAAACAAAACAAAAGGUCUCGAGAUCCACCCCUCUCCAUUUCAGCUGAUGGUUCUUCCAGGCCAAGCUGAUUGAUGGCAAACUGGAUCACAGCUGGUGUCCAAGGGAGGCCUUCAUGGCACGCUUCAUGGAAACACUCCCCUCUGGUGGACACUCAAAAACAAAGAAAUUAAUGGAGAGAACAAAACACAAAAAUGUCAUAUGGUGAGCUUUCACCUCAAGUGAGGGAGGAUGCGAUCACGAAUCCUCACUACUGCAGUGAGGAAACAAAAUAUUCGGGACCUGUCCACACCGGUGACCCCCCAAUCAAGUUCACAGAGUACGCUACCACAGGACCCCCCAGAUCCAAGCAAAGAGCCAGACCCUGGAGAUCCCACUGCAGCGACCCCGUUCACUGAGAAAGGUCAAUCACUGAUGUGGAGGAUCCCUCAGAGGAAGACAUUUGAGUUAAAAAUGUAAAAGGAGUAAAAUAGAUUAAAAUGAA
Molecule: messenger RNA, 4216 nt
Organism: Oryzias melastigma (Indian medaka)
Lineage: Eukaryota; Metazoa; Chordata; Actinopteri; Beloniformes; Adrianichthyidae
Product: gastrula zinc finger protein XlCGF57.1
Exons: 2
Coding region: 289-2058 (589 amino acids)
Biological process (GO): regulation of transcription by RNA polymerase II
Molecular function (GO): RNA polymerase II cis-regulatory region sequence-specific DNA binding; DNA-binding transcription factor activity, RNA polymerase II-specific
Source: RefSeq, a predicted model, not a curated record